Molecule: messenger RNA, 1176 nt
Organism: Actinia tenebrosa (Australian red waratah sea anemone)
Lineage: Eukaryota; Metazoa; Cnidaria; Anthozoa; Actiniaria; Actiniidae
Product: perlucin-like protein
Source: RefSeq, a predicted model, not a curated record
AUAUUACUKAAAAGUAUUUUGUGGAYGCUUCCUWCAAGAAGGUGCAGCWAGAGUAAAAUUUGACUUUACAAUCAGGAAUCAAACRACAYGAAGAUGUAUAAGAUAACUGUGCUUUUGGUGGUGGUAGGUCUUUCGGCGAGUCUAUGGUCAACGUGUAUUUCCGCAAGAUGUCUUUCCUGUACACCAGGAUGGGUGACCUACAAGGGCUCAAGUUCCUGUUACCGAGCGGGCACCACGCCAACGACCAAAUGGAACGAAGCAAGRAAAGCGUGUAUAUCCAUGGGAGGUGACUUGGUGAAGAUCACGUCAGCUCAAGUUAAYAAAUACGUGGCUGGUCUUGCUCGUACUUACUCAAGUAGAAAUAGUCUCAUGUGGAUGGGGCUUGUUGGAGAUUCGAACCAAAGGUACRCAUGGGUGGACGGCACUUCCUUGUCCAGCCAGCGGUACACCAACUGGAACACAGGCGAACCUAACAACUACAAUGGACUAGCUGAAGACUGCGGAAUGAUGUACCUAAGUAGUAUGAAAUGGAAUGAUGCUGUAUGUAACCAUCACAUUGCGAUGACUUACGUGUGCGAGAAAGAUAAAACAAACUAGAUGGUGUACCCAGAAUAAUAAUUGCCAACGAAGUUUUGAGUUUGUUAGCGAAGUGCGUUUUUAUUGUUUUUCGUUUUUUGCUUUUGUUUUUGUUUUUUUGUUUUUUUUGUUUUUGGUUCUAAACAGGUUUUUAGAGGUAGUGUGCAUUGUUUUGGUACUGGUUUUGAAAUAAAUGUAUCUUCAAACGAAGUUAGUCUCGUUUUUAAGGCCCGUGCUGUUUUUUAGGCGUAGGAACAGCUAUCUCUUAUUGGUUAAUAACUUGAUCGAACUACGCGAUUUCUUCCAAUGACGUGGCGCGACGUCAUACAUACUUUUAUAGAAAAAAUCUAGAUGAUCAAUUCAGUAAUUCCUCAACUUUUUUACUUCGUUGGCACAUUCAGACUCCCUUUUUAAUAAGAAAAAACACUGUCUCGAUCCCGUUACUGAUAAGUAUGACUAGUAAAAUAUAUUACGGAAAGAUAAGAGCUUGUAGUGGAACUCCUUUAUUGCUUUCCCAAAUAUGUCGUAACACUGACAUGGCAAAAMCAACACGAAUAACAAAACCUGGAUUCAACAUUAAAUAAAUUUUUCAGAAUUUGA